UCCAAGUGCCAAAUGAGUGGUAUGGAGAAAAUAAGUGCAUGGAAGCCAGAAGGUGGGCAAGAUUUUGCCUCCUCAAGGUGAAUGAGGCUUGAAGGGGCCAUCUUUGUGAUCCUUCCCCAUCUGGGGCCCAUCCUGGUCUGGCUGUUCACUCAUAAUCACAGGUCCAGUUGGUGUGAGGGCCUGAGGAUGCUGUCCUGGUGCCCGCCCCACAAAGUCUUAUUGGUUAUAUGGACAACUGUCUACUCUGUUAUGGGCUAUGCCUCCUACCUGGUGUGGAAUGACUUGGGAGGGGGCUUUGGGUGGCCCCUGGCCCUGCCUCUCGGCCUCUAUGCUGUACAGCUCACCAUCAGCUGGACGGUCCUGAUUCUCUUUUUCACAGCCCACAACUCUGGUCUGGCCCUGCUGCAUCUGCUGCUGUUGUACGGGCUGGUGGUGAGCACAGCACUGACCUGGAACCCCAUCAACAAGCUGGCUGCCCUGCUACUGCUGCCCUACCUGGCCUGGCUCACCGUGACCAUUGCCAUCACCUACCACCUGUGGAGGGACAGUCUCUAUCCAGAGCACCGGCCUCAUCCCACAGAGAAGAGUGCCUGAGGCCCCAGGGCAUAGGAGAGGAGGGGGACAGCCAGGGUGGGGAGAAGAGUCUGUAGGCAGGGCUGUGGGGCUGGG
Molecule: messenger RNA, 669 nt
Organism: Otolemur garnettii (small-eared galago)
Lineage: Eukaryota; Metazoa; Chordata; Mammalia; Primates; Galagidae
Gene: TSPO2
Product: translocator protein 2
Exons: 4
Coding region: 82-594 (170 amino acids)
Cellular component (GO): membrane; endoplasmic reticulum
Molecular function (GO): cholesterol binding
Source: RefSeq, a predicted model, not a curated record